AAUACUUUAUUUAAAGUGGAACUGAAAAGCAUUUUCAAUUCAAUUAUUUCAAGCCAGCCUAAAAUUCCUCUACAACAAUAAAGAUUUACUUUAUUUCAAGCCUGCCUGAAAUCCUUGUGUCCAGCAACCUAACUAUGGGCUGUGGAGCUUCUGCAGAGCCUGCAGUUCCACCCCCUGCGACAGAGACAGCGGGGCCAUCUCAGAAAUCUCAGCAGAAGGUAGCUGCAAAAGAUCCUUCCACUGGAAUCUUACCUAAAAGCCAGAAUUCCUCAAAAGCUGUAAUUGCGAGUAAAUCUAAUGCACCAAGCGAGCCUGGAGGUGAUGAGGUUAAUAACGACCAACCACCAACAAUAGCUGUAAUUGCCAGUGAAACCAGUGAUCCAGAGGGUGAUACAAACUAUCCCGAUCUCUCAGAACACAACAACCAUAUGGCGAAACAUCUAACCAAGGAAAUGUAUGACAAGCUUGCUCCACUCAAAACUGUCAAUGGUUUCACUCUGAACCGUGCGAUUCGAACUGGGGUAGAAAAUCCUGGUCACCCCUUCAUCAUGACUGUUGGAAUGGUAGCUGGAGAUGAGGAGUCAUACCAAGUUUUUGCCGAUCUUUUUGAUCUUGUCAUUGAGGCUCGCCACAACGGAUACAAGAAAAGCGAUAGCCACAAGACUGAUCUCGAUGCUACCCACCUCAUUGGCGGAGAUGAUCUUGACCCAAAGUAUGUGCUCUCUUCAAGAGUUCGUACUGGCAGAAGCAUUUGCGGUUUGUGUCUACCUCCUUUCUGUUCUAAAGACGAGAGACGUGAAGUUGAGAAGAUUGUUACAUCUGCAUUGGGUUCUUUUGGAGGAGAUUUUGCUGGCAAGUAUUAUGCACUCUCUGAUAUGGCAGAAGAAGUACAACAACAGCUCAUUGACGACCACUUCCUCUUUGACAAGCCUGUCUCCCCUCUCCUACUAGCUUCUCGCAUGGAUCGCGACUGGCCAGAUGCUCGAGGGAUAUGGCACAAUCAGCAGAAGAACUUCUUGAUCUGGGUGAACGAAGAGGACCAUACACGCGUCAUCUCCAUGCAAGAGGGUGGUAACAUGAAGGAGGUGUUCACUCGAUUCUGUGAAGGACUGCAAAAGUUUGAAGCUGCCGUUAAGUCCGAUGGCCACGAGUUUAUGUGGAAUUCUCACCUAGGCUAUAUUCUAACAUGCCCAUCUAAUCUCGGUACUGGUUUGAGAGCUGGCGUACACCUCAAGGUCCCACUGCUCAGCAAGCACGAGCAAUUUGAGAGCAUUCUGAACAGCCUGCGAUUGCAGAAACGUGGCACUGGUGGAGUCGAUACUGCUGCAGGAGAAGACGGUGUGUUCGAUAUCUCCAACACGGAUCGAUUGGGCUCCUCAGAAGUUGAUCAAGUGCAGAAAGUGGUGGAUGGAGUGAAGCUGCUCAUUCAGAUGGAGAAAGCAUUGGAGGCUGGCGAGUCUAUUGAUAAACUCAUACCAAACUAACAAACAUUGCUUGCCUUACUGCCAGACAAUAUAUACAUAGCAGUUCAUGGGGUAUAAAUUAUUUAUUGUUAUCAUUUCAACCCAUAAUUGUUAUUGUCAAGGAA
Messenger RNA from Halichondria panicea, 1588 nucleotides. RefSeq names its product creatine kinase B-type-like. The transcript is spliced from 4 exons. The record is from RefSeq and is a predicted model, not a curated record. Gene Ontology annotation, biological process: phosphocreatine biosynthetic process. NCBI's taxonomy places the organism in Eukaryota, Metazoa, Porifera, Demospongiae, Suberitida, Halichondriidae. Gene Ontology annotation, molecular function: creatine kinase activity. Bases 135 to 1484 code for a protein of 449 amino acids.